Enterobius vermicularis (human pinworm) is the source of this 681-nucleotide messenger RNA. The record is from the annotation of a GenBank genome assembly. NCBI's taxonomy places the organism in Eukaryota, Metazoa, Nematoda, Chromadorea, Rhabditida, Oxyuridae.
AUGAACAAUCGGUGGGGCCGUUCACGACCAAUUCGUAAUCCUGAAGUAAAUGGAAUUGCCGCAAGUUCAGAGUAUUUUCCAAAACCUAUACAUUUUGAUGAAUCUCAAGACCGUUACAGAUGCUUAUGUAACUGUUUUCAUAUCAAAAACGGAGCACUACUAGUUGGAGUAGUUGAAAUACUAGUGUUGUUGUUCUUCUUGAUUAAUUCGUUGUUGCUGAUGUUAACACAUGACACGCGGUACCAAGAGUCAGCAGGUCUAGACGACACAUAUAUUACUGUACCGUUUGUAGCAUCUGUUGUUGGGAUAGCAGUUAGUUCAGUUGUCGUAUUUCUACUAUUUAUUGGAAUUGUUAGGAAUCAUGCAAUACUUCUGAUACCUCAUAUAGUCGUUCAGGUUAUAAAAGUUUUUUUGGCAUUUAUGACAGAUCUGACUGUCUUUUAUCGAAUGAUGAAUGCUGCACCGUUUCAUGAACAUCCCGGAUCAAACACUGUUGCACUGGAUAUUGAAACAGCAGCAAGAUUUUAUCUGUUGUUCUUCCUCUACGUGGUUUCAUUUUUUUUAGAGUGUUGGUUCCUAAUUGUGAUAUUCAAUUGUUAUCGGUAUUUGGAUGAACGACGGGCAUACAUGCGAUACUGUCUAGCCUACAGUACACCACUAAAGACACUAUCCGCGAGGUAA